Messenger RNA from Lineus longissimus, 1035 nucleotides. RefSeq names its product FMRFamide receptor-like. Lineage: Eukaryota; Metazoa; Nemertea; Pilidiophora; Heteronemertea; Lineidae. Gene Ontology annotation, molecular function: G protein-coupled receptor activity. The transcript has a single exon. The coding region runs from base 1 to 1035 and encodes 344 amino acids. Gene Ontology annotation, cellular component: membrane. The record is from RefSeq and is a predicted model, not a curated record. Gene Ontology annotation, biological process: G protein-coupled receptor signaling pathway.
AUGGCGGCAACAAACGAUAAUACUACUUUCACUAUGUUCACAGAGCGAGGACGUUGCUUACAUCAAGUAUAUCCUGUGGUCGAUUACUACGUUUGGAUCAAAGUAAUCUUUCAAGUACCAUUAAUUUUUAUCAUAGCAGUCAUUGGGUUGCCUGCAAAUAUACUUGCGGUUAUUGGCAUAGGAUAUGAGCGACCUUACACAUCAACUUCUGUGUUGCUACAAGGUCUAGCAGUGACCGAUAGUCUUGUCUUAAUUUCGCAAGUAUUUGGAACAUCACUGCAGUUCCUGUACUACUACACGGGUUUAUGGUUCGAGUACAUAUUGUUUAUCGCGCAUGCGUACCGUUACAUUUACACAGCACAGUACUUUUCAAAGACAGCAUCCAUCUUCAUCACUCUUUGUGUAGCUACGGAGCGAUAUAUUGCUGUCUGCAGGCCACUGCGGGCUGCGACUGUUUGCACAAAGAGAAACGCUUACAUUUCAUUAUUUACAAUAUAUUUGGGGGCUUUCUUUUAUCGAAUCCCACUGUUUUUCACGCAAGAGGUAAAAUACCGGUACGACCCUUGCUCACGAAUGAUCCUGCCCAGGUGGUAUCCUUCGGAUAUAUACUUUAACUUUUAUUUUGACAUCAUCUAUCUUACAAGCGUCUAUAUCUCUAUCAAUUCAGUAAUACCAAUAAUUAGCCUAACAAUCCUCACUUACUUAAUAUUAUCUAGCCUCAAGCAGGCGACCACUUCUCAUCUCAGCAAGAAUGACACAAAGCGAGCCAAACACAUGGAUAUGGUUACACUUCGAGUAGUCAUUGUGGUGGUUGUAUUUAUAAUACUAGAGCUCCCUGGUGGUCUUUGCCAAAUUCCUGCAGUUCUUCGAUCAUUCUCAGCUCUCACCAUUGACUUUCGUGCAUAUGAAAGUGCUCUCGCUAUUGGAUACUUUCUAAUCAAUUUAAACAGUUUUGUCAAUUUCUUUAUCUACUGCGCAACGGGUCGGAGGUUUAGACGUGCCUUAGGGGAGGUGUUUAGGUGUCGUCGAAAAUGA